GUCCAGCAGCAGGUUACGUGUGUGUGUGUGUGUGUGUGUGUGUGUGUUGUGGUGGUCAGGGGAAGACUGGCCUGGAUCUUGAACAGUAUUGGAAAGCAGAAGACAGAGUUGGUGGGUUUGCCGGUGUGGAACAGAGGUUGUGGCGAGCAGGAGUCCACUUUUCCUGUCCAUUCAAGGGCAUUGCUGGGGCCCGAAGAUCAGGUCUGGACUGAGGCCUGUCAGCGAAAGCUGGCGGCCUCAUGGACCCUCGGAGACGUGCAGGGCUCCAACACAGGGGAUGUAUAAGCUGACAAGCCCGUGUAGAUCAUGUUGCCAUGACUCGGGGCCAUGAAGGCCAAGGAGCCGCAGGACCACAACUGGAACCUGCCUUCCCUCCUGUCCGCACUUGCCAAAUAUAUACCCACCUAAAGUAAAUAUAAUCCUGUCCGCGUCCAUGUGGAAACAGCCACUACCUGCUCAGCAGCAGAGUACCCUGGUUGUACACUCGGUUAGCAGCCCAGCUCCCAAGAGACUCAUUUGGUCUGAGCUGUGCAGAACUUGGUAAGAUGUCUUAGAGAGAGCGUGUUGUCCUUAGAUUUGUCUUUUCAUGUAUUUGCUUUGUCUCUACAUCAAACUGAGAACCUGUUUUUGGUUGUUUUCAGUCCCAGAUCUGAGCUCACACAGCCAUGGGGGACUGGAACCUGCUGGGAAAGCUUCUAGAAAAAGCCCAGGAGCACUCGACCGUGGUGGGCAAGGUGUGGCUCACCGUCCUCUUCAUCUUCCGCAUCCUGAUCCUGAGCGCUGCCACAGAGAAGGUGUGGGGCGACGAGCAGUCGGGCUUCACCUGCGACACCAAGCAGCCUGGUUGCGAGAACGUCUGCUACGACAUCACAUUCCCCAUCUCCCAUGUCCGCUUCUGGGUGCUACAGAUCAUCUUUGUGUCCACGCCCUCGUUGAUCUACCUGGGACACAUCCUCCAUCUGGUGCGGAUGGAGGACAAGCAGAGGGAGAGGGAGAAGGAACAUGCACAGCAUUUGGACAAGCAUGUCCUCAUUGGGGAUCACAAGCACAAAAAGGCUCUGGUCAGGGACGAGAGGGGACGAGUGCGCCUGCGGGGGGAGCUCUUGCGCACAUAUGUCUUUAAUGUGAUCUUUAAGACCCUGUUUGAGGUGGGCUUUAUUGUGGCUCAAUACCUCUUGUACGGCUUUGAGCUGAAGCCCAUGUACACAUGCGACAGACCGCCCUGCCCCAACGUGGUAAACUGCUACAUAUCCCGUCCCACAGAGAAAACCAUUUUCAUCAUCUUCAUGCUGGGAGUUGCCAGCGUGUCUCUGUUCCUAAACCUCAUUGAGAUCUACCACCUGGGCUUCACCAAGUGCAGUCAGGGCCUCACCUUCAGGAGACGUCUGAACGCCUCUGGGGUCAUCACCAAGGAGCCCAGUGAGGCCUCGGUGCCGUUCGUGCCAAGCUACGACGACUACUUCCACCAGGUCCAGCCGGCCUACCCGCCCGUCCCCAGCUACGACCUCGCCCCUCUCCCCGACGGCACAGACUCGUCCUUCCACCCGUACAACAGCAAGGCAGCCUACAAACAGAAUAAAGACAACUUGGCGGUGGAAAGGAGCAGCAGCAAGCCAGAGGAAUGUGACCUGAAAGGAAAGAAGGGAGCAGGAUCAGCCCCUGGGUCACCUACGCAGGCCAGGCCCGGCCGCAGUGCCAAACACAGCAACAACAAGACUAGAAUAGACGAUCUGAAGAUAUGAGGAGGUUUAUGUUUCUGUGAGGGGUCUUAAAUUGCUGUGAGGGGAUCGAAUGUUGGUUGGGACGCAUUCAUACAUGCUGAACUGCCACCCCCCCUCUCUGCCUUCUUCGAGGUGGCACAGAUUUGACUCAUUCCAGCUGAGAAAGGGAGCAACAUUAUCAGGGCACACGGAAAAGCUGCAUUUGUGCAGUAACAUGUGAAGACUGAUGUGGUUCGGUAAUGAACUGAUGGUUCUUGAAGGUGUCCCACAGCUGGGUAGUUUCUUCUUCUUUUGAAAAACUUAACUGGGUGUCACAUUAGACUGCAGCAUUUAUGGUUCUCCAUGUUUUCAGUCGAUGUUGAUUUGUUUUUUUUUAAAUUCAUUUGUUUCCACGAUUCACUUUUGUCACUGAGAAGUACUGUCUGCUCAGGUUUUACUCCCCCCACCCCCUUUUUUUUUUUUCAACGUGUGAUGAAUGUGAAUGAACUCAACAAAAAAAAACCCCGUAACUUUGUGGAUAAAAGUUGCCUGAACUUUGGGAAACAGAAUCCAGGGCAGAGACUUUGUUCAGCAGCGGUCUGAUCUCAUUCGAGGGGAAUCAGAUAUGGCGAAUAGUUAAAUUUAACUUCCUUUAACGGUUUUGAGGUCACCAUCUAGCAUAGUUCACUUGCUUCGACUUGAGGAGUUGCGCAAUCCCUGACAACACGUUGGACUCUGGAAAUACUGUACGUAAUUCCGGGACGCGCCUCAAAAACGAAAUUGCACUGGUCUCAGGAGUUCUCACAUUUUGUGCUCUCUGUUUUUAUCGUGACAGCAAGAAAGUACAUAAUUAUAAGCACAUUGAUUUGUUUAUCCGUGUUUGUAUCUCUGUUUCUGUCGUUUGUUUUCUGUAAAGCACUUGGUGACAGCCAUAUUUGUAAAACCGCUUGAAAUAAAUCUGUCUUAAAUUUGCAACGCUAGCGGUGCGUUUGUGAUCGAGGUCUUUAUCGGGAAAAGGGGGGGAACUAUUUCACUGGAAAAUCAUGUUGCAACCCAUUUUUUUUAUAUUCCUGCAACAGAUAAAUCAAGAUCAGCUGAGAAAUGGUGACAUUGAUGAUGAUCCGUUUCCGUGCACCAGGCCUGUUCAAUUAAAUCCGGACCAGCAUCCAUAAAUUUGAUACAGGCAGUGUUGUCAUACUUGAGUAAUAAGUUAAGAUAUCGUGUUAAAAUAUUACUUUGAUAAAAGUGGUAGUCACCUAUACAAAACGUACUUCUAGUUCUUAAAUUAUUAACGGUAAUAAUAAACAAUAAAACAAUCCAUUUGCCAGCAAACCUAAUUUGGAAAAAAGCUAAAUAAAGUGACACAGGAAAGACCAGAUUCAAGAGGGAAGUUGAUGCUGACUGACAGUGAAUGAUAUGAUACCACCAUGAUAAAGUAUCUGACGACCUUAAGAUUCAAGUGUAAUUUUCGGACAAAAAGAAAAACUUAAGCCUGGCUAAUUAUCUCUUCUGGUAUUCAGCAUUUUUCUGAUUAUUGGAAACAUUUUUUUUUUUUUUUAA
Acanthopagrus latus (yellowfin seabream) is the source of this 3260-nucleotide messenger RNA. RefSeq names its product gap junction alpha-3 protein-like. Gene Ontology annotation, cellular component: connexin complex. Gene Ontology annotation, biological process: cell communication. The record is from RefSeq and is a predicted model, not a curated record. NCBI's taxonomy places the organism in Eukaryota, Metazoa, Chordata, Actinopteri, Spariformes, Sparidae. The transcript has 2 exons. The coding region runs from base 666 to 1742 and encodes 358 amino acids.